Messenger RNA from Parnassius mnemosyne (clouded apollo), 927 nucleotides. NCBI's taxonomy places the organism in Eukaryota, Metazoa, Arthropoda, Insecta, Lepidoptera, Papilionidae. The record is from the annotation of a GenBank genome assembly.
AUGGCUUUGGUACCACCUGAAAAAGCAGCUUCUUCAGAUAGCAGCAGUGCCUCUGAAGAAGAAAUGUUGUUUCAGAAACCCAAUGAUGAUGAUGACGAUUUGACGUAUUGUAGUUCUGAACCGAGAUCAUAUCCAUCAUCUUUAGAUUGCAUGCACAUUUUCUCAAGUUCCGAUGAAGACGAAAAUGUUGAGCCUGAAAAUGUAGGACUAGCACGAGAAAACCCAAUUUUAUCCGAUGAAGAUACCGUUCCACUAUCUCCUGUUAUUCAAGAAAUGUUUCCUACUGGUCAACCUCAACAACAACUCCCUUUCAUGCUACAUUCAGUUUCAUCCGUUUUGUCGCCAUUAGACUCGCCAGCUAAUAAAACUCGUUCAAAAAGAGCAGCUAAUACUGUGCAUCGACUUACAACCAAACGAGUAAAGAAAUUUGUUAGGAAACCUUUAAAAUUUAAAUGGAAAUCUGUAAAAUUUGAACACGCUGCAACAGUUGAGUUACCUGAAUAUCAACCCCCUUUAGAAGCCACAGCGAAAACGCCUUUAGAUUAUUUUAGAACUUUUUUUUCCGACGACAUAGUUGACCUCAUCGCCGAUAAUACUAACUUGUAUUCAGUACAAUGUGCAGCUACCAAAAGUAUCAAUGUCACCAAUGAAGAUAUAAAAGAUUUUAUUGCCAUAACGAUACUAAUGGGUGUUGUUCAGUUGCCAUCUUAUCGUGAUUAUUGGAGUAAUAGGCUUAGGUUUUCUAAAAUUGCUGAUGUUAUGCCACUAAGAAAAUAUGAAAAAAUUAGAAAGUACCUCCAUUUUUGCGACAACUCAAGUAUGAAUGACGAUCGGUAUUUCAAAGUUCGUCCAAUACUAGAACGGAUCCGACUGAACUGUUUACAACUCGAAGAAGAAGGGCGUUUUAGUAUAGACGAGAUGAACUAA